Schizophyllum commune H4-8 is the source of this 906-nucleotide messenger RNA. RefSeq lists its product as uncharacterized. Gene Ontology annotation, biological process: phospholipid translocation; retrograde transport, endosome to Golgi. Gene Ontology annotation, cellular component: trans-Golgi network; endosome. Bases 31 to 762 code for a protein of 243 amino acids. The record is from RefSeq and is a predicted model, not a curated record. Lineage: Eukaryota; Fungi; Basidiomycota; Agaricomycetes; Agaricales; Schizophyllaceae. The transcript has 10 exons.
CACCUCUUCCCCUCACUCACGACAACGACAAUGGUAGCCGCGUGGCUAUCGACCGCUGCGGCGAUAGGUAUGGCCGUCGGGCCGCCUUUGGUCUACGCAGACCAAGCAGUGUACAUCGUCCGCAAGAAGGACUCUACUGGCUUCUCGCGGGAUGUGUGUGCGAUAUUGCUACUUGCGAACAUAACACGUUGUUUCUUCUGGCUGGGCGCGCCUUUCGAACUUGCGCUCCUGCUGCAGUCCGUCUUCAUGAUCCUGGCGCAGCUUGCCCUGCUCUACAUCUGCAUUUUGUACCGCCCGGCGCUCAGUCCCGAGACCCUACACGCCUCCAAGCGCCCCAUCGACUUCUGGCAAUGGCCUACAUACACGCAAUACGUUGAGUUCUUGGCAGGCUUCAUCCUCGUCCAGACCAUCCUCUUCCUCAUCUUCUCUGGGUUUGAAACCUACGUGUCCGUGCUCGGCUUUGUUGCCCUCGGCCUCGAGAGCACGCUGCCAAUACCGCAGCUCAUCACCAACUACAAGCAACGCUCGUUGUAUGGUUUCCGCAUGUCGACGCUGUUGGGCUGGUUUGGUGGAGAUACGUUCAAGGCCGUAUACUUCUUUGUUCAGGGAUCUCCUCUGCAGUUUAAGGUCUGCGCCAUCUUCCAACUGUCGAUCGAUUGUGUCAUCGUCGUCCAGCGCAUCAUAUAUGGCGCUGCGAAGCCCGUCUCGCUCGCCGCACCCGACGACGACCUGGAGCAGGCGCUCGUGCUAGGGGAAGAAUGAGGUGGUGAGCGUAAGGAUGGUAUGUAUACGACUGCUCUCGUGUAGAAUGAUAAUACCCUGGACUAUAUGACGCUUGAGGAUGUUUGUACCGCAAGAUUUUGUAUAGUGCAUAAUUUGUGGCAUGGAAAGCGAGAUGUGGCAUCG